AUGGGUCCCAGUGGCGUGGACAACUUUGCCUACUCCGUGGACGGUUCAGAAACCCAGAACAAACUCAGACAUUUUGCAGUGUCCGAGGAUGGCGUCACUCUGAGCGAGAAGAGCAACAAGAACAAGAUGUCUAGCGGGGUGAAGGCGCUGUUGUUUGUUCUGGUCCUUGCUCUUGUCGCUGUGGUGGUGCUGGCUGUGGUCAUCGUACAGAUCAGGGACGACAACAAAGACAGUAUUAAGGAGACAUCAGACAAGAAUAAAGGCGACAAGAUUGAUGAAGAGAAGCCACCAAAAACUAGAAUAUUGGAGGAACCGCCAGCAAGUGAUGAACUCCAAGCGGUGACGAGUGCCAGAAACUUAUACCAGUCUUGUCUUGACAUGGAAACAAUGAACAAUCGAGGUGACCAACACUUCAAGGAUUGGCUCAAGGCCAAUAUCGGAGACUCUCCUCUUAUCUCUACAUCUUGGAACGACGUCACGUUUGAUCUCACUGACGUCGUAAUUAACGCCACCGAACAAGGGUCUAGCCUCCUGGUGGGCAUCUAUCCAGAUGUCGAUGACAAAAACUCGAGUGUUCACGUAUUGAAGAUAGACCAACCUCGUUUGGGCAUGCCGGGUCAGAAGUACUACCUGGUCCCCCGAAAUGACACUAUGCUCAUGGCCUACCAGACAUUCAUCUACAGAGUGGCAGAGACCAUGGGGUUUGCAGAUCCCGUCACGGCUCAGCAAGAUGUGGAGGACAUUGUGGAUUUCGAAAUACAGCUGGCACAGGUGAUGAUAAAAAUCCGUUAUAGGCGGGACGCAGAAGCCCUAUACAACCCCAUGACCUUGUCAGAAGUCCAUGGAAACUACAGUACGGGAGAAUUCGACUUCAUGCGGUUCGUGACAUCGUUGCUGACAGCCCCAGAAAUAGGAAUUACAGACUUCACAGAAAAUGAAACCAUCAUCAACAUCUCGCCCUCUUACUUUCGUAACUUCUCGGAACUCAUCAGGAACACUCCGAAAAGAACGAUAGCUAACUACGCAUUCUGGCGAGUCACGAUGGGAUUCCUGAGUUCCUUAACACAAGAAUACAAAGACCAUAGGUUUGAAUACUACAAGGUUCUGUACGGUGUCAAGACAGAGGAGGCCCAGGAAAAAAUGUGCUCACGUUACACAAGAUAUCAAACCGGCUUCGUCCUCGGCAAAGUUUUUGUCGAGCGAUACUUUGAACCCGAAGCCAAAACUAUGGCCCUGGAAAUGAUAGAUGGUCUACAGUCUGCUUUUGAUGAACUAGUAAAUGAACUCUCUUGGAUGGACCCGGCCACGAAAAGACUUGCUCAGGAAAAGAACGAAAUCAUCAAGUCCAAGAUUGGUUACCCUGAAUUUGUGAAAAAUGACACCUAUAUAGAGGAGCUUUACUCAAACCUUACAUUUACAAGUGACCAGUACUUUGAAAACAACGUAAAAAUAGAUAAGGAGGGCUAUGGUAGUUGGAUGCGAGAACUAAGGAAGCCAGUGAACACAGACGAGUGGUUCAUGAGUCCCGCCACUGUUAACGCGUAUUACUACGCUGUCAACAACGAAAUCGAAAAAUGUCCUUUCUUUUCUGUUCUUGUUGAUGUAGGCCGUUAUAUUUAUUGGCAUCUAUAUUUUCUUGCAUUUACAGCGUUUCCAGCAGGAAUUCUGCAACCACCGCUUUUCAAUAAAGACUUUCCAAAGUCCCUCAACUUUGGAGGUAUUGGUACGGUGAUAGGACAUGAAAUAACUCAUGGCUUUGACGAUAGAGGUAGACAGUACGACAAGACCGGAAACUUGAAGCAGUGGUGGAGCGACUCCGUUAUCCAAAAUUUCAAAGACAAGGCACAGUGUAUUGUGGAUCAGUAUGGUGCUUACGUCAUGGAGGAGGCCGAUAUGAACCUCAACGGAAUCAACACACAGGGAGAAAACAUCGCAGACAACGGAGGACUCAAGCAGGCUUUUAGGUUUCCAUGCUGUAUUUUCCUCCUCAAGGCCUAUAGAAACUGGGUGAACGCAAGAGGAAAAGAGGAACCGACCUUACCAGGACUACCUUACUCAAACGAUCAGCUGUUUUUCAUAAAUCAGGCACAGGUGUGGUGUAACCUGGAAAGAAGAGAGUCUGUUAUACAAGCUAUCAGAUCCGGUGUCCAUAGUCUAGGGCCGUAUAGAGUGAUUGGUCCAAACCAGAAUUCCGAGGACUUCUCCCGAGUGUUCAGUUGUCCCAAAACGUCAUUCAUGAACGCGGAAAAGAAGUGCCAAGUGUGGUAG
Aplysia californica (California sea hare) is the source of this 2268-nucleotide messenger RNA. Its product is annotated as neprilysin-1-like. Lineage: Eukaryota; Metazoa; Mollusca; Gastropoda; Aplysiida; Aplysiidae. Gene Ontology annotation, cellular component: plasma membrane. The coding region runs from base 1 to 2268 and encodes 755 amino acids. The transcript has 20 exons. Gene Ontology annotation, biological process: protein processing. The record is from RefSeq and is a predicted model, not a curated record. Gene Ontology annotation, molecular function: metalloendopeptidase activity.